Dermacentor albipictus is the source of this 1382-nucleotide messenger RNA. Its product is annotated as tetraspanin-33-like. The record is from RefSeq and is a predicted model, not a curated record. Gene Ontology annotation, cellular component: plasma membrane. NCBI's taxonomy places the organism in Eukaryota, Metazoa, Arthropoda, Arachnida, Ixodida, Ixodidae.
AUGUGGAGAACAUGCUUCGAAUUCGUCUUGGACUUCAUCAAGCCCGUCUUCAUCACCUCUGUACAACAGGCCUUAACCCAGUACACUCUCCUGACCUUGAACGUGCAUUUGUUCUUUCAUGGGCUGGUAGCAUGUGCCACACUGUUCCAAAGAAGAAAAAGAAGAGCUGCUUGUUCUCGGCACCAAGGCCAGCUUGUAGUCAGAGGGACUCGUGAAAGUGCAUUUGCCCCAACCACGGAGAAGGAAUUGGCCAAGGCGCGUUUUUUCCUCAAAGACGUUGAUGGAGCCGAGGAACUGAAAUUCGUGUCCACUUCAGAGAAACUGGAGCCUGUCCACUAUGCCUCUGUUGCCACCCAGACAAAAGAUCUUGGUGCCACGAGCUCUCCAACACGUGCUGUUGCAACAUCAUCCGAUGUCAUUGGCACUGAGGCAGCAAUGCUCAACCUGGACGUGAACCCUUUUGUGCGCUACCCACUCAUCAUCAUGAACUGUGUUCUCUGGGUCCUUGGCCUCGUCCUUUUUGUUGGCGGCCUGUAUGCCUACAUAGGCACGUCAUUGCAGGCCAGUGUUCCUGAAUCCUCGGAAGCUGUUCUCAACAUCUACAGUCAGCUGGUGGUGCAUGUGGAGGUGACGGUGAUGCUGGUGGGCACGCUGCUGGUGUUGCUCUCCUUCUGCGGCUGCGUCGGGGCACUGCGCGAGAACACCUGCCUGCUGAAUGCCUACUCUUCGCUCAUCACUGCCCUGCUGCUGCUCAGCCUCAUCCUGGGCCUGCUGGUGUUCUCGCUGCCCGCGCAGCUGAAGCGCAUGCUCCGCAACACGUUGAGCACACACCUCGUCAUGCACUACCGGGACAGCCCCGACUUGCAGCACCUCAUCGACUCCAUUCAGGAGGACCUGCAGUGCUGCGGGCUGUCGCAGAGAAGUUUCCGGGACUGGAACGGCAACAUGUAUUUCAACUGCUCACGAACAAAUCCCAGCAGUGAGCGCUGCUCAGUACCUUACUCCUGCUGCAGGCGAAACAGCACUCUAGAGGUGGUGAAUUUGAGCUGUGGUCGGGGCGUGUUGAACAGGACCGACUAUGACGCAUGGUUCACCAUCUACACUGGCAACUGCGUCGAUGCAGCACAUCGAUAUAUGCGGGAAAACGUCACCAUCAUAACGGGAACUUGCCUGGUUUUUGUGAUCCUGCUCGCCUUUGUGCAAAUGGUCACACAGGCACUGGUCGACGAAAUAUUUAUCAUUCGGCGCAUUUAUGGGAAGGUAUAUGAUCGCCUUUAUGACUUGCACGCCAGUGCAGGAAACACGGAAACGCCAGUGCGGGAAACACGGAAUGACAUCUAAUAAACAUAUAUGAUUUUGUGCAUAAAGUUUUCAUUCGAUUU